Messenger RNA from Ailuropoda melanoleuca (giant panda), 1276 nucleotides. RefSeq names its product crystallin lambda 1 (gene CRYL1). The record is from RefSeq and is a predicted model, not a curated record. Gene Ontology annotation, molecular function: NAD+ binding; L-gulonate 3-dehydrogenase activity. The transcript is spliced from 6 exons. The coding region runs from base 8 to 811 and encodes 267 amino acids. Gene Ontology annotation, biological process: fatty acid metabolic process. Lineage: Eukaryota; Metazoa; Chordata; Mammalia; Carnivora; Ursidae.
AAAAGAGAUGAAGUUUCUGGAGCAGUCAGGUUGUCUGAAAGGCUCCCUGAGUGCGGAAGAACAGCUGUCACUCAUCAGUGGUUGUUUGAAUAUCCAAGCAGCAGUAGAGGGUGCCAUGCACAUUCAGGAAUGCGUGCCAGAAAACCUGGAGCUGAAGAAGAAGAUUUUUGCUCAGUUAGAUCAAAUCAUUGAUGAUAAAGUUGUCUUGAGCAGCUCCACCUCUUGCCUCCUGCCUUCCAAGUUGUUUGCUGGCCUGGCGCACGUGAAGCAGUGCAUUGUGGCCCAUCCCGUAAAUCCACCAUAUUAUGUGCCAUUGGUUGAGCUGGUCCCACACCCGGAGACAGCCCCUUCGACAGUGGACAGAACCUACGCCCUGAUGCAGAAGAUUGGACAGUCCCCAGUGAGAGUCAUGAAGGAGAUCGAUGGCUUUGCCCUGAAUCGCCUCCAGUAUGCCAUCAUCAGUGAGGCCUGGCGGCUUGUGGAGGAAGGAAUAGUUUCUCCGAGUGACCUUGACCUUGUCAUGUCAGAUGGCCUGGGCAUGCGGUAUGCGUUCAUUGGACCCCUAGAAACUAUGCAUCUCAAUGCAGAAGGUAUGUUAAGCUACUGUAACAGAUACAGUGAAGGCAUGCAACGUGUCCUAAAGACGUUUGGACCCAUUCCAGACUUUUCCGGGACCACAGUUGAAAAAGUUAAUCAGGCCAUGUGUGUGAAAGUUCCCAAUGAUCCAGAACACUUAGCUGCCAGAAGGCAGUGGAGGGACGAAUGUCUUCUGAGACUUGCCAAAUUGAAAAGGCAGAUGCAGUCCCAGUAGCUACUGCCCUUCUUCACUGGGAGUCCUUGUUGGCGGAAUUGUAAGCCCUUCUUCACCGGGAGUCCUUGUUGGUGGAAUUGCAAGCACUUAAUCCAGCUGCUCUGAAACAGUGGGAAGCCAGGUGGUCUUCAUGCAGAUUCAGAGUUGGGCUGAGGGAUCUUCUGAUCAUGCCUUGGCCUUGGGUGUCACAGCUGCACUGGGUUCCCAGGGCUGUUGACUCCCUGCCAGCUGGGCAAGCAAGAGAGCAAAUCGUCUGAAGAUUUUAACUUUUAUUUUUAGUGUGAUUCUGUACGGCUACAUUUUCUAGUCAAUGAUUGUGGUUUCAAGUUUAUUUUAAUCUGUAGCAAGGUAUUUUUGUAAUUAUUUUCUAAUCUGCUUCUGAAUACCCUGUGGCCCUGCAUUGAUGAGGCACCUACCUUCAUUUUGUUAAUGCCUAUUCUGAAUAAAAAUUUUUGAUUGCAUAAA